UUGCUUAGACACAUUCUUCAGUUCCCUUUCUUUUCCCUUUUUGGCGGCGACAAUUCUUUAUUCUUGGGCUAAUUUGUCUGUUUGUCAACUGAAUAAGCAAUGGCGGAAACCCAGCAAUGAAGAAGGGCACUGUGACGCCAUCAUUGUUCCCAGCAGAGGAAGCCCAUAAAGCAUCUAAGCGGGUGCGGGACAAUAUAGCUAAGCGCCAAGAGCAACUUGUUCAACUCAAGGGAUUCAUGAAUGAGAACACUAACCUUAUAAAUCUUGUACAGAAUCUCCCUGAUGAAUUCCACCACAACAUCAUGGUUCCGUUUGGCAAGGCGGCAUUUUUCCCGGGUCGAUUGAUUCACACCAAUGAGUUGAUGGUCCUUUUAGGAGUAGGCCACUAUGUUGAAAGAACAACCAAGCAGAGAAUUGAUAUUAAAGGCUGAGGCUUCAUUUUUCGAUACUACAGCUCCCAAGGCGGUGGAUGGUCUUGUAGAGAUAAGGGAAGAUUAUGUUGAGGAAAGUCCUCCGGAAGUGGUAUCUUUAACAAAGAAUCUCGAGGCAGAGAACAACAAAGCUGCAAUUGAAGAUGAAGAAUAUACAUGCAUCUUGUCGCAGAUUACUGAUCUCGAAGUACAAGAAGAAGAAUCUGAGAAAGCAAAUGAAUUUAACAAAGACGAGCAGAUAGAAAAUGAUUCGGGUUGUAGGAUGUCAGAAGUUCAAAGGUUGAGGCUGCAAACUUCAGAUCACUAUCUAAAGAUGGAUCUUCACAUGGCAAAGGUCCAGCACUUAAUGACUCCAGUUUGAAAAAUAAGGCUCUGGAGCUUCCUGUAAUAACCGAGAAAGUUCAGGCUCCAUUUAUGGCUGGUCAUGAAGUAUGUUUCAUCUCUUCUUUUAGUAAUCACUGUA
Olea europaea var. sylvestris is the source of this 894-nucleotide messenger RNA. RefSeq lists its product as uncharacterized. Gene Ontology annotation, biological process: negative regulation of phosphatase activity; negative regulation of transcription by RNA polymerase II. The coding region runs from base 388 to 792 and encodes 134 amino acids. The record is from RefSeq and is a predicted model, not a curated record. The transcript has 7 exons. Lineage: Eukaryota; Viridiplantae; Streptophyta; Magnoliopsida; Lamiales; Oleaceae. Gene Ontology annotation, molecular function: transcription corepressor activity; phosphatase inhibitor activity; chromatin binding.